AGCAACAACAAUAACUACGAAAAACCAGAGCAAGAUCACUCUAAGCAGUAGUAAAACGUAGUAAAUAAGUGUUGUAGUUUUAUAAACGCAUUUGUAAAGUAAGUGAGGCGUUAAAGUGCGCUUAUUUUUUGUUUCAAACUUUUAAAAAAUAACAACAAUUCAAGGCGCUAGACUUUAAAAAGACUGAAAGAAAAUAAUGUUAAGAGGCAUUAUAAAUAAAACAAAAAAGAUUAUUUGAUUUACAACAAAGUUAAUUGAAAUAAAUUUAUAAGUCUGUAAUUGUUUUAAAUACCAUUUGUGUAAAAGUGAUUUCUUUAGUGGGCUGUUAAAUUUGGAGAAAAAACAACAAUAACAAAAAUUUAUAAUUUCAAUGAAACAAAUAAAAUAAUAAUAAAAUUAAAAAAAUAGUGAAAUAAAACACGCUGUUAAUUACCGAAGCGUUAACGACUGAUCUUGAAUUCAUAAACUAGUUAUUAAAUUAGUAAAUGAAAAAUCAUAAAAAUGUAUUUUUUUAAUCUAUAUUUUGUUGCCAAAUGAAAAUGAAUUGCAGCAACAAAUUAUUAAGCAAAAAGUGAAAUUUCUUUUAACAUCGAUCAGCAAUAAAAGAAAUCAUCAUUAGAAGAUAGAAAGAAAAAAAAAAAAAAAGAUUUUGGAAUUUUACACCCCCUUAAGCAGUACAGACUGAGCAUUGUUGCAGUAAUAAAAAGAAACUAUAUUUUCAAUCUUGCAGGAAAAAAACAGUGUAAACCUCCCUUUAAACCACAUUUUGUCCGUUAUUCUUUUGCUGAAUAAUUUAAAAAUUUUCAAUCCUCCAUAUAAAUUUAUAAUUAUAGCAAAAAAAGGCAAAAUUAAUAAACAUCAUUAACAUCAUGAUGAAGUGUAUAAUAAUGAUAAUGAAGUUUAUUACUACCACCAAACUACUACCAGCAGAUUACUCCAACAAUAUUUAAUAGUCAUUUUCAUUUAAAAAAAAAACAACAAAUUAAAACAGAAGCCAUAAAAUCCGACGCUAUUGGGACUCACUGGUUAUAAAUUUAUAAAAAUAUAUUCAGCAACUGAAUAAAAAAAAUUUUGUAUUUCUAAAUCUAUAAAAAAAACUACAUGAUUUUAAUGAACAGAACUUCAGUCUAACGACAGCAAACGACCCUGCGACAACAACGAAAACAACGACGCGCAUCGCUGACUACGAGCCCGCAAAAUAAUUGUAAAGAAUUUUUUCAAAAAAACCAACAAAAUCAUUACUAAAUCAGCAAAGGUAGUGAGUGAGCAGUUAAACGUCAUAUAAAAGUGAUCGUGUUAGAGAGAGCAGUGGAUUUACUAACAAAAUAACAAACGAAUUUUUAUCAAUAAAAAUAAAAUUUAAAAAAAAUUUCGAAAAUUUAAAAACGUAAUAAAAGAAAAAUUUAAUAAAUUUAUAAAUAGUUAUUAAACGUUUAUAGUGAAAAAUUAAAAAACGUUCAUAACAUUUUGCAAAAAAAAAAAAAAUUAAAAUAUUUAAAAAAUUUUUAUAAAAUUAUUAAACGAAAACUUUAGCCAUUUAUUAAUAAAAACCUCAAGUAUUUGUUAAAACCAAUGAUUAAAUUACAACAUAAAACUAAAUUCUCAGAAGAUUAAUCAACAAUUUUAAAAAGAAAAAUCUAUUAAAAUCGUGAUCAUUUCAUACAAAACUAAAAAAAGUGGUCCAUAAACCCCUUUGAAAACUUAACAAGUUAAAAGAAAAUUACAACGAUUUCUAUUAAAAGAAUUUAAUAAAAUAAAGUUUUAAACAAAAUCUAUACAAAAAUAGAGGCUUGGCUGAAUUACCCGUUUCAAAACAUUUGAAAAUUUAAAGCAAUUAUAAAUUUUUAAUAAAAUUCUGAAUAAUUUAACGAUCCGAGCAAGAAAUUUGCAAAGAAAUCUAUACUGAAAACAAAACAUCUACAGUGUCUCAAAUAAACCUUAAAAAAUCUGCCAAUUUUUUUGGGUUAAAAAGUGCUAUUUAAAGGAAAAUUCUUAAGUGGUCCAAAGACCCCCUUGAAAAUAUUAAAACUUUAAAGGGUAUUAUAACUGAUUUAACGAAAAGAACUGAUCCUAUAGCAAUUCCUAACAGAAAGCUAUAAAAAUCUACCACUUUCAGCUGGAAAAAAGACUCUGGAAUUGAAAUUUCCAAGUGGUCGAAGAACCCCCCUUAAAAGUUAAACAUCAGUAAAAGAAUUUCAACAGUUUGAGGCAAGGAAAGCAACUGUAAUAUCUUUAAUCAACAUUAACAAGUGGAAAAUCUGCAAAAACUGAAAGAUUUGUGGCCAAAUUCGCAAGUGGUCAAGAGACCCCCUUUGGAAAUAUCAACACGUUCGAGGGAAUUUUAAUAGAUUUAAUAAACCAAAGUAUUAGCAUAACAAUUCCUAAGAAGAAGUGUUAAAAACUUAUUGCAUAAAACAGCAAAGACAACAUUUCAGACUAUAUGCAGACAUGGUCCGAGAACCCCUUUAAAAGUCCAAAAUAUUAAUUCUACAAAAGUGUAAAUCCAAAGAAAUUUAAUAAUUGGAAUAGCACUCAUUGGAUUUUAAAAACUGGAAGUCAUUUCAAAACAAUUUUAAGCUUAAAACUAAAGGUGGUCAAAGGUCCCCUUUUGAAGAUUUAACCAAUAAAAGGGGUUUGAGAUAAAAAAAAAAAAAAAACUAAAAAUUCCCAACUACACCAAAGAAAAAGACAUUAUAAACCAGAAACUUCCAAAGAAAGUGAGAAAUCUAAAACCGGUAUAAGUGGUCCAAGGACCCCCUUGACGAUAAAACAAACUAAACAUUUGAAAAUCAACAUUAAUUACCCCCAAAAAAAACCUCUCCCACCAAAAUGCAAACAUCAGCUUCAAACAACAAUUGCAAUACCGCUCAAUCCUCGGAAAGUCGUAGAUUACUGCAACGUCUUCUACUCGAUCUACUAAUCUUCAUAGUACUCGUCAUACCCAUAAUAGUGUGUGAAUUCGCCAUAGAACCUUUUCGUCGCGGUUUCUUUUGUGAUGAUGAAACCAUACGUUAUCCCUUCAAAGGCAACACUAUAACCCCCGUUAUGCUAGGGCUAAUAGUAGCUCUACCGCCGUUAAUAGUACUCGUUAUAGGAGAAUAUGCGCGGCAAUAUAACAAGGGUCAACUAAGUAAUACCCGGGAUAUAUUUGGUCGUCAAAUACCCACUUGGAUGACUAAUGUUUUUAAGCAAUUUGUAUACUUUUGUUUUGGUUUACUACUAACCUUCGAUGCCACCGAAGUGGGUAAAUAUACCAUAGGACGUCUGAGGCCUCAUUUUAUGGCUGUUUGUCAGCCACAACUGUCCGAUGGCACUACUUGUAAUGAUUUGAUUAAUCAACAUAGAUAUGUGGAGAAUUAUUUUUGCCUUGGAUCCGGUUACACCAUACAAGAUGUUAGACAAGCAAGGCUCUCCUUUCCUAGUGGUCACUCGAGUUUAGCCUUCUAUGCUUUGGUCUAUAUAUCUCUAUAUCUGCAGAAAAGAAUGCAUUGGCGUAGAUCGGAUUUGACGAGGCAUUUUAUUCAGUUUGCACUUAUCAUGCUGGCCUGGUUCACGGCUCUUACUCGUGUUAUGGAUAAUUGGCAUCAUUGGUCGGAUGUUUUGUCGGGCUCUUUGAUUGGUGUAAUGGGUGCCUUGAUUACUGCCAAUUAUAUAAGUAAAUUCUUUAAAACGUCCUAUACUGAUUUCGGUUCUUUAAGAUUGUCAGGUCUGGCUAGACAAGAUACUUCAGCGACUUUGAAUGAGGUACUGGCAGCUACUCCACCGCCCUAUACGAUGAAUCAACAACCGGUAAAUGCUUUUACCAAUGAAACGUACUGUACGAAGGUAUAGGGGUCAAAGGGUAAGGGUAGGUUUUAAGGUAUUUAACGAUAUAUAUUGUGUAAAUAGUUUAAAUUGGAAGUUAGUUAAUAGGAAAUUAAAUUCAAGAGGAGAAGUGGGGAAUUUAAAGGAAAACAGAAAUAACAACAAUGCAUGUUUUUAAAUUAUGUCCGACAUUUAUGUCAUGACAUUAAUACAAUUUCAAAAGCUAUUUUAGAAAAAUAUUAAAAAAAGAAACAUAAAUUUCGACUAAGUAACUAAACAUUUCUGUUAUAACAUGACAUUAUGUUAGACAUUUAUGUCAUGACAUUAAUACAAUUUCUAAAGGCAAUUGUAAGAAAUAUUAACCAAAACAACAAAUUUCAACAUAGUUGUUUGAUAUUAAACAUUUGUGUUAUGUCACGACAUUAUGUCUGGCAUUUAUGUCAUGACAUCAAUAUGAUUUCAAAUAUUAAAAAAACUCGAAUUUAUCCAAAUUUACAAAUAACCAAGAAAAAUUAAUAAAAUGGUUAAAAAUACCUAAUGAUAUAAACUUUCUUAACAUUUAUGUCAUGACAUAAUUAAGUUCACUUAAGUGAUUUCCAAAAUUUUAACAGAAAACAUGAAUUUUUGAAAGUUUUUAGCAAAAACGGAAUAACCUAAUGCUAAAAAAAUUUAUUAACAUAAAAUAUCUUAACAUUUCUGUUUUAACAUGAAGAUUUUUUUAUGUUUUAAACAAAAAUUUAAAACGUUCUAAAAAUUUAGAAAAAAAUUGUAAAUUUGUUUUUUUUUUUGAGUAGUAAGUAGCUUUUGCCAAAAAAUUUCUUGACAUAAAAUCUCUUAACAUUUAUGUCAUGACAUAAAGUAUUAAAAAAAAAUAUUUAACAAAUAUUGUAAAACAUUCCAUAAUUUUUAAGAACAUAUUAAAAAAUUGUUAAAUUAGUUUAAAAAAUAAUCUUGACAUAAAAUGUCAUAACAUUUAUGUCAUGACAUAAUUUUUUUUUUCAAUUUUAAACUAAAAUGAAAAACAUUCCACAAGUAAGUAUUUAAAAAUUUAUAUUAAAAUAAGUAAAUUACUUUAAUUAAGCAAUUGUCUGUACAAUAAAUAUGUCUUGACAUAAAAUUUCCUAAAAUAUACAUACAUAUGUCAUAACAUAAUUUUUUUUUUAAAUAACAAAAAAAAAAAUUUUUAAAAUUUUAAAGCUUUCAAUAACAAAUAA
This is a messenger RNA of Lucilia sericata (common green bottle fly), 5018 nucleotides long. Its product is annotated as putative phosphatidate phosphatase. The record is from RefSeq and is a predicted model, not a curated record. Gene Ontology annotation, biological process: signal transduction; phospholipid dephosphorylation; phospholipid metabolic process. Gene Ontology annotation, molecular function: phosphatidate phosphatase activity. NCBI's taxonomy places the organism in Eukaryota, Metazoa, Arthropoda, Insecta, Diptera, Calliphoridae.